AUGGGCGUAACAUCACCAACCAAUGAAGAUGUUUCACAUUUUGAGAGCCAGAUACUAAUCAAUGCACCGGAAAAAGGCUCCUGUAAAUUAGAGAACAUGCAUUCGCAACCACCUGAGGAUGCAGCAAAACUGGGUCUUCUUGAUACUUUGGAGUCUCAUGCUGAACAGGAAAGUUCAAUUGCUCCUGUCUUGGGUCUUGAUCAAUGUGAUGCUAGGAAAGCUGAGUUGAUGAAAGGUCAAGGGGCUGGCACAAAGGUGGAUAUGCUUUCUCUUUCGGAUGAGCCGGAGUUGGAGGCUGCUUACGAGGCCAGACAGCAUGUACUUUGUCAACUACGCGAGGAGCUAGAUUGGCUAACCAAAGUUAGCAAAAUGCUUGAUCCAAACACCUAUCUGGCGCAUAUUUCCUCCUUUACAUCCCCUGGUGACCCAAUAUGCACCUCUCCCAGUUCGUCUUUAUAUCUUAGUGAAAUAAUUUUGCCAGCCAGCGAAACAUCUAGAAUGUCACUAGCCUGUCUCCCUGCCCAACCAGAUAAACUGCAAGAAGUUGCCAGCCGAGUAGCCGAUUUGCGAUCAGAUUGGCAGAGCCGGCGUGGUCGUGUAGCUAGUCUGUCCGAAGCUGCAAGUCGUCUACUUCGACAAAUGAGUUCCACUAGCUCUGGGCUAUUAGCAAACAAGAUGCCAACAGCCAUCAACCAUCAUUUGGUUCGUUUAUGUUUCUCUUAUUUCGCUUUUCUUUGA
Molecule: messenger RNA, 738 nt
Organism: Protopolystoma xenopodis
Lineage: Eukaryota; Metazoa; Platyhelminthes; Monogenea; Polystomatidea; Polystomatidae
Source: the annotation of a GenBank genome assembly